Thrips palmi is the source of this 951-nucleotide messenger RNA. RefSeq lists its product as uncharacterized. The record is from RefSeq and is a predicted model, not a curated record. The transcript has 4 exons. NCBI's taxonomy places the organism in Eukaryota, Metazoa, Arthropoda, Insecta, Thysanoptera, Thripidae. Bases 190 to 951 code for a protein of 253 amino acids.
GGAGUCUCCUGGCCAAUCAGUGUUGCGUUCCCCCACCUCUCUCUUCAUUCUGCCCCGCCUUUCUCUCCUCCCCCCUUCCCCCCGCAUAGACCAGCUGACUGCCGAGCGGACAGACCGCGGACAGGUGUCAACUUUGACAGACGGAGACCAAUUUCACACAACCAGCGGGGACUCACUCUUCUGUUCACUAUGAAUGAACAAAUCCAAGAGGAGUUCUUCGAGGAUGAUCCGGCGGAGACCGUUCUGCGGCCCGCUUCGCGUGCCCAGCAGCAGCAGUCGACAUUGACUUCUUUCUUCCAACAAACUCAUCCCAGUGAACGACCUGCAGAUAAGCCUGAAGAAGCUCAAGUCACUGCUGCUCCUGAAACAACAAGGCAACAUCAGGAGGGCAACAUCUGGAACUUCCAGGUCGUACGGAGAAUACUGUACGGCCCUACGGAGAAUAUUGAUAAGAGGGCUACGGAGAAUCCUGCCAAAAUAAUUAACAGAAUUCCGUACCUUUUUGCCACAGUGUGGCUUCACCGCCGCGAACGAGUCAUCGCGACUUCAAAGCCUCAAGCCUCAGCGUGCCUCGGCCUUUUGACCCUGCUCCCACCGUGCUGCCCGCCCUGCCCCUGGAGACGCCGCAAACUCGACCUCUUCCCGCCGGCCCAAGCAAGACGGGCCGCCAAUCUUGUUUACACGGAUGGCCAUGACGUCACAGCAGUCCGGCCGGCCGGCCCCGCUUCUGGCUCACAAGAUACUAAAUUUGAACUUGUGGGCAAGUUGGGUCGUCGACACACAGCCAUAUGCGCAAAUCUCCUAGCCACCUGGGCUAUAAAUUUAGACAUGUGCUGGGCUGGUACAGUGGCCUUCUGCAACCCACUGGGUGCAAGUGGAGUCUCUGUACAUUGGGUGGCAAAAUUUCGCAUGCCCAUGGGGUUUAAAAAUUUGCAACAUGUUUUACAGUGA